Dendrobium catenatum is the source of this 750-nucleotide messenger RNA. RefSeq lists its product as uncharacterized. NCBI's taxonomy places the organism in Eukaryota, Viridiplantae, Streptophyta, Magnoliopsida, Asparagales, Orchidaceae. The transcript is spliced from 3 exons. The record is from RefSeq and is a predicted model, not a curated record. The coding region runs from base 16 to 450 and encodes 144 amino acids.
CCGUGUAACGUGAAAAUGCCGAAAGACAAAGAAAGUGGGCGUGAGAUGAGCGGCGUUGGUGGCCCGCUGCUCUGUAUCGGCGAUCUGCUCAGCGACGUCGCCGACGAUGGUGGCGUCGACAUUGAGCGUCGGCAGAGUCCUCCUCCUUCACCCCCAAUCGCGGCUUCCGUUGAUUCCCUCUCGCCCUAUGAUCUUCAGCAGCUCUUUCAGGAAAACUAUGAUUUGUUGAUUGAUUCAUUGUCGGGGACUGACCACUCAUGGACUUCUUCAACAUUAAAGUUAUGUGCUGCUUUAGAGAAAGCAGAUAAGCUGAUUCUCUCCGCUAAUUCAAGUACCAGCCUGCUGCUGGAAAAGAUUGAACUGCUUGAAAGCAUUUUGAAGCGUGGUGAUGCAGCCGUUAUUAAAGCUUUGGAAAUUGUACAAGCUGCCAAGGAAGCUGAACGACUUUAGAGCAUUAUCAGAUGGGAAAUUUUUUGCUAACAACUGAUUAAAAUGAGAAAGAAUAAGUUUCUCAUCAGACUUAGGCUUUGUUUGGGACGGCUUUUUUCUUGCUUCUUAAAGUGACUUUUUAGUACAAAAAUUAAAAUAUUUUACUAAAAAGCUGCUUUAAAAAACAGUAAGAAAGUCAUCUCAAACGAAGCCUAUUAAUUUCCCAUAGCCGUGUUGGAUUCCAAUGGCCAUUGCCAAUAAUUAUGUAAUGCGCUAAAGCUAAUUGUAUGACCUCUUUCGGUUUUCUCUGGUCACUUUGUU